Messenger RNA from Photinus pyralis (common eastern firefly), 927 nucleotides. RefSeq names its product retinol-binding protein pinta-like. Bases 17 to 811 code for a protein of 264 amino acids. The transcript is spliced from 7 exons. Gene Ontology annotation, cellular component: membrane. NCBI's taxonomy places the organism in Eukaryota, Metazoa, Arthropoda, Insecta, Coleoptera, Lampyridae. The record is from RefSeq and is a predicted model, not a curated record. Gene Ontology annotation, molecular function: phosphatidylinositol bisphosphate binding.
UGUAGAGAUCAUCGCGAUGGAUUAUAAGAACGAAAUGAAAUGUUGCAAAAAAGAAGAUUUAAACGAAGAUCGUAACCGCACAGAAAUUGAUUUGGAAACCAUUAGAGAUUGGUUAAAAAAACAACCCCAUUUAAAUAUCCGAGAAGAUGACGACUCGCUUUUAAUAUUUUUGAGAAGUUCCAAAUACAGCCUUCAACGGACCAAGGAAAAACUCGAGACUUACUACUCCACGCUUACGUUGCUUCCAGAAUUUUUUGAUAAUCGCGAUCCCUUUUUACCUGAUAUACAAGCGCUUUUAAAUGUCGGCACUAUGGUGCCUUUACCAAAUCCCGUCGGCCCCUCCGGAUCCAGAAUUCUUUUCGUUGGGUAUGGCUACGAUCCCGAUGUUGUAACCUACACAACCAUUAUAAAAGCGUGUCACAUAUUUUGGGAGAUGUUCGCUAAAGUACCUACGCCUUACAGUUUUCUCCGAGUACUAUCACCGCCUUGGAAGUGGCUACUACAAUCGCUACCUAAAGCUUGUCUAAAUGGUAAACUUAAGGAGCGGCUUCAUGUCUACCGAAGCAAUGGCAACUUUAAAGAAAUACAUAAGGAGAUUCCACUAGAGUUUUUUCCAAAAGAGUACGGAGGAAACAAUGGAUCAAUUGAAGAACUGGGAGUGAUUUGGAAAAAGAAGAUAGAAUCUUAUAGCGGCUGGUUUCCCAAUGGGGCCAAAUAUAAGUCCAAUGAGAAUCUUCGUCUCGAUAAAUCGAAAAACGCUGCCCGUGAGUUUGGGGUUGAUGGAUCAUUUAGGAGAUUGGCUAUUGAUUAAAUUGGGUCACCUACCGUUGCGCUGUUACAUAUUGUGAUUUAUGCUGCUCAUUGUAUUACUCUGUAAAUGUUGUGUAAGCAUAUUGGGAUUUAGAAACUGUGGAAUAUUUAUACAAA